Lonchura striata (white-rumped munia) is the source of this 4085-nucleotide messenger RNA. RefSeq names its product VPS41 subunit of HOPS complex (gene VPS41). Gene Ontology annotation, biological process: macroautophagy; endosomal vesicle fusion; protein targeting to vacuole. Gene Ontology annotation, cellular component: late endosome; HOPS complex. The record is from RefSeq and is a predicted model, not a curated record. Gene Ontology annotation, molecular function: protein binding. NCBI's taxonomy places the organism in Eukaryota, Metazoa, Chordata, Aves, Passeriformes, Estrildidae.
CACAGGGCCGGGACAGUGGCACCGUGGGACAGCGGGACAGUGGGACAGUGCGACAGUGCCCGUGCCGCGGGGCAGAGGCCGAGCCAGCCCUGCGGGGUGCGGGGACAGCCUCGCUGCAUCGGGGCGGAGGAGGGAAGAUGGAGGCGGCGGAACCGGCUCUGGCCGGGAGGGAAACCAGGUCUUAUGAGGAAUCAACAGAUGAAUCUGAGGAAGAUGAGAGUGAAGAAGAACCUAAGCUCAAGUAUGAACGGCUUUCUAAUGGAGUGACUGAAAUUCUCCAGAAGGAUGCAGCCAGCUGCAUGACAGUGCAUGAAAAGUUUUUGGCACUGGGAACACAUUAUGGCAAAGUUUAUUUACUUGAUGUCCAGGGGAACAUCACACAGAAGUUUGAUGUUAGCCCAGUGAAGAUAAAUCAGAUCAGCCUGGAUGAAAGUGGAGAACACAUGGGUGUUUGCUCAGAAGAUGGGAAGGUACAAGUGUUUGGAUUAUAUUCAGCAGAAGAGUUUCAUGAAACGUUUGACUGUCCUAUUAAAAUUGUUGCUGUUCAUCCUCAAUUUGUAAGAUCCCACUUCAAGCAAUUUGUAACAGGAGGAAAAAAGUUGCUGUUAUAUGAAAGAAGUUGGAUGAAUAGAUGGAAGCCUUCAGUUUUACAUGAAGGGGAAGGAAAUAUAAGAAAUAUAAAAUGGAGAGGGCACUUAAUUGCUUGGGCUAAUAAUAUGGGCGUAAAGAUACUUGACAUGAUCUCCAAGCAGAGAAUUACCAAUGUGCCUCGGGAUGACAUAAGCCUUCGCCCAGAUAUGUAUCCCUGCAGCCUUUGCUGGAAGGAUAAUUUAACACUGAUUAUUGGCUGGGGAAAUUCAGUAAAGAUUUGCUCAGUAAAAGAACGGCAUGCCAGUGAAAUGCGUGACCUCCCAAACCGCUACGUGGAAAUAGUUUUCCAAUUUGACACCGAAUUCUACGUCAGUGGACUUGCGCCUCUCUGUGACCAGCUUGUUAUACUUUCAUAUGUAAAGGAGAUCUCCGAAAAAACGGAAGUGGAGUGUUGUGCAAGGCCUAGACUUGAUAUUGUACAACCCCUGCCUGAGUCCUGUGAAGAGAUCUCUUCUGAUGCACUAACAGUACGAGGAUUUCAGGAAAAUGAAUGUCGUGAUUAUCACUUAGAGUAUUCGGAGGGUGAAUCACUUUUUUAUAUCAUCAGCCCAAGAGAUGUGGUUGUGGCCAAAGAGCGGGACCAAGAUGACCACAUUGACUGGCUUCUUGAAAAGAAGAAAUACGAAGAAGCUUUGAUGGCAGCUGAGAUCAGUCAGAAAACCAUAAAAAAGCACAAGAUUUUGGAUAUUGGCUUAGCCUAUAUAAAUCAUCUGGUGGAGAAAGGAGAGUAUGACCUGGCUGCUAGAAAGUGCCAGAAAAUCCUUGGGAAAAACACAGAACUCUGGGAAUUUGAAGUUUACAAGUUUAAAGAAAUAGGUCAGCUUAAAGCAAUUAGUCGUUACUUGCCAAGACGAGAUCCAGUUUUGAAACCUCUCAUCUAUGAAAUGGUCCUGCAUGAAUUUUUGGAAAGUGACUAUGAGGGGUUUGCAACCCUAAUAAAAGAGUGGCCUGGAGAUCUGUACAACAACACAAUCAUAGUUCAAGCUGUAGUGGAUCACCUGAAGAAAGAUCCACAGAACAGGACGUUGCUACAAACACUUGCAGAAUUGUACACUUACGAUCAGCGCUAUGGCAGAGCCCUAGAAAUCUACUUAACUCUGAGGCACAAAGAUGUCUUCCAGUUGAUCCACAAGCACAAUCUCUUCAGUUCUAUCAGAGACAAAAUUGUUCUGCUCAUGGAUUUUGAUUCAGAGAAAGCAGUAGACAUGCUUUUGGAUAAUGAGGAUAAAAUUUCUAUUGACAGAGUUGUUGAAGAAUUAGAAAACAGGCCUGAGUUACAGCAUGUGUAUUUACACAAGCUUUUCAAAAGAGACCACCAUAAAGGCCAACGAUAUCAUGAGAAACAGAUCAGCCUUUAUGCUGAAUAUGAUCGACCAAACUUACUUCCAUUUCUCAGAGACAGCACACAUUGCCCACUGGAGAAGGCUCUUGAGAUCUGCCAGCAGAGAAACUUUGUAGAAGAGACAGUCUAUCUUCUAAGCAGAAUGGGUAAUAGUCGCAGUGCCUUGAAGAUGAUAAUGGAAGAAUUGCAAGAUGUAGAUAAAGCUAUUGAAUUUGCCAAGGAACAAGAUGAUGGAGAACUUUGGGAAGAUCUCAUUUUAUAUUCUAUUGACAAGCCACCUUUUAUUACUGGUUUGUUGAACAAUAUUGGAACCCAUGUCGAUCCUAUUCUUUUGAUCCACCGCAUUAAGGAAGGCAUGGAGAUUCCUAAUUUGAGAGACUCACUAGUGAAAAUUCUUCAGGACUACAACUUGCAGAUCUUGCUGCGGGAAGGUUGCAAAAAGAUACUCGUUGCUGAUUCUCUUUCUUUAUUGAAGAAAAUGCAUCGAACUCAGAUGAAGGGUGUUCUAGUGGAUGAGGAGAAUAUCUGUGAAUCAUGUCUGUCUCCAAUACUUCCUUCAGAUGCCUCCAAGUCCUUCAGUGUGGUAGUGUUCCACUGCAGACACAUGUUUCACAGAGAGUGCCUCCCUGUAUCUAACACAGUAUCUUCUGUCCAGUUCUGCAAUAUAUGCAGUGCCAAACACAGGGGGCCAGGAAGUGCAGUCCUGGAGAUGAAGAAAUAGCAGUGCCCUAGUUCUCCAUGUCAGUCAGCGACACCAAAUCUGUUAGGGCCUUGCAGAGCCACUGUAAUUUUCCAUUUCUGUAUAUAAUUUUGAUUGUGAUUUAAAAGUAGUUCCUGUAUUUUAUCCUGUUCAUUGAAUAUUUUGGGUAAUGAGAAAAUGUGAAGAUCUUUCUCUGGCAAGUCUUUGUUAUGCAACUCAUAUGUCAUGGUUCCUUUGCUCAGCUUGUUAUUUCAUUCUGGAACAGAAAAAAAAAUAAAUAAAAUGGGAAGAAAAUCCCACGCAAUUUAGAGAUUUGUGUUUGCUGUCAGUUAAUGUGCUUUACAGUUUGGAAUCACAUCAGGCUUAUGGUUGGAUAUUGUAAAGAAAAAUGUAAUUCCAUUAAUUCAGCUCGCCAGACUACUUCAGUCCUGAUUUAGUCUAUUAGGGACCUGUUUACCUUGAGACCCAUAGGAGUCUGACUCCUUUCAGUGGAAUUGCUACAGAACUUGAAGUUGUGUGCCAACUCAUAUCUUCACUUAAGAAAUUUGUUAACUGAAUUCCAUACACUGGCAGUUUGCCUUGGUUGCAUAUUCAUAGUUCAUUGGAACUGGUUAAUUUCUCAAUUCAUCUUCACAAUGCAGUAGUUUAAAGUGAGCUUUUCUCAUGUUCAACUCCUCCAGAAACUUUAUUUUUAGAAGUUAGCAGUAGGCCUUUACGCUUAUUUUAUGUGUGGUUGAAGUGCAUGGUUUCAUUUAAGUGCAAGGGAAAAAUAUGUAUCUGACCUUUCAAAGGUAAAAUCUCUAGAAGUUUCUUAUGGCCUUAGCAAUUUAACAGCUGAGUUAAAUAAGUCAAUUGGACAUUAAUAAAACAAUAUUUUUCAUUUGAACUGCAUUCUGUUUUGUUGAUCCAAAUCAAAUGAUCUUUGAGAAUGUCUUCGCAGUAAUGCAAUCUGUUUAUAAUAUAUACUGACUAAAUUCAGUAUAAGUAUCUUUUCCUUAAGAAAAGUUAUGAGAACUCCCAACUUACUUUUCUGCUUUUUAAUAACUUGAGUUUGAAAGUAACAAUAUAUUGUUUUGCCAUCAAAUUGUACUGUUUGAACAAGUUAACAUACUACCAUGGUAAGGUCUAAAACAAUGGUAUAUACUGCAGUCUAUCUGUAAAACUGGAAAAUGCGGUACCUCUAAUACAAUACCUUCUAUAUCUUAUUUCCAUGUAAGUACACCUUAAAAUAAUUUCUACUAUGGAAACUUGGGUUUCUAGUUUAUGUAUAUUCAUAAUAUUAUUUUAAAAUCCUCUGGGCAAUUGGUGUAGCAAUCUGAAGAAUGAUUUUUUUUGUUGUCCAUUGUGGAGAUCUGUAUAAUACUGGAAUAAAAAUGUAUUUAGAAAUGCUAA